UAGUGUAUGUAUAUUGUUGUCAUCAUUGUGAACUUUUUCAAUUAAAUUUUCUUUAAUUUUCUUCAUUUUGUUCGUAAAGAAAGGAAAAAAUGAUGCAUAUUAACAUAUCUGUUAUAGAAUAUUCUAUGUAAUUACGAUAAGAUUUUUAACUCUUUCAUUGUUAUUUUAAAUACAUUAAAUAUGAAAAGAUUUAGCUGUCAUCUAUCAAGAUUUUUAAACUCCAGAUUUUAUGUCCAGGAUGCUGUACAUGCUCUUCAAGGCAAUACUACACCAGUAAUAGAAUCCAAAAUCCAUUUACCAGAACCUGAGUAUAAUGUAGAGUUUUUAUGCAAUCCAAUAAAUCGAGACUUGAUAGCUACAAACAUUAUAAGGAGGAAUAGCUCGUGUAAUAUAGAUAAAGUUUUAGAAUUGUAUAAAAGUUCACAAUCAUCAUCUGAAUUAGCAAAAGAAUUAAGUAGGAUUCCCAAUCUAACUGACCCACAAGUUCUUAAAUAUCCAAAUAAUGAACCUUGUAUUCUUAGAACAAGAAAUGAUUUACCAAAAUAUGAUUUCGAGCCGCAAGAAUUCUCACAGCUAGCAAACAAAUUAAAGUUGUUAAGGACUGAUCGAUUAGGACCAGUAACUGGUUCUAAAAGCUAUAUCCUUAUGGGAGAUUUAGCAGAAAUGGAACAAGCUCUUAUAAUUUAUUCUCUGAAAGAAUUAAAAAGACAUAACUUUCAACUAAUUUCUGUACCAGAUAUUUUACCUUCGCAAAUUAUAGAAAGGUGUGGACUGAUUAGUGAUGGUGAAAGACGGCUUGUGUAUGAAGUAGAACCAUAUUAUGGUGAUGAUUUGAGUCUUUCUGGGACAGCUGAAAUGGCUUUAGCUUAUAAACUGUCAAAUAAAGUUUUCUUAUAUGAUGAAUUACCUUUGAAGUUAGCUGCUGUUAGUAGAUGUUAUAGAGCAGAAGUAUCCAAUUUGCAAGAAGAAAGGGGCAUUUACAGGGUUCAUCAAUUUACCAAAGUUGAAAUGUUUAUUUGUUCUCCUGAAAAUAAAUCAAUUGAAAUUAUGGAUGAACUAAUAAACAUCCAAGAAAAACUGUUUGGACAAUUGGGUUUACAUAUACAAGUACUUGAUAUGCCUCCAAAUGAAUUAGGAUCUCCAGCUUAUAGAAAAAUUGAUAUUGAAGCUUGGAUGCCUGGUAGGAAACAAUUUGGAGAGGUUUCUAGUUGUAGUAAUUGUACAGAUUAUCAGGCAAGAAGGCUAAACAUAAAGUAUAGAAAUAAUUAUGGUGAAAUAAUGCAUGCACAUACGUUGAACGGAACUGCCUGUGCAAUUCCUCGUAUGCUCAUUAGUAUUUGUGAAACUCAUCAAAUGCUAAAUGGAAACAUUGCAAUACCAGAACAGUUGGUGCCUUUCAUGAAUGAUAAAACAGUUAUUGAAACACAAAAUAUUUCUGAUAUAAGACAAUUCAAAAAUAAGCCCAAAUAAAUAUUGAUACAUAAAUAGUAGUUUUUAAAUUGUGUAAAGUUUUUGUAUACAAUUGGUUUUUAUUUCCUCAUUGAAUUCAAUAUCUUAUAUGUAUAUAUAAAAUAAGAGGGAAUAGCUCAACUUAAGAAUAAUUCAAUAAAUAUGAAACAUCACCUGACAGUAUAUUUUUAUAAACUGAUACAAUUAUUAUACAAAUUAAGUAAGGGAUCUGAAAGUGUACAGACACAGGCAUAGUUUGUUUUCUUAAUUUUUCUGUAUACAUUUUAUAGUGGAGAUAUAAAAAUCGUAACACAAAAUAUUUUUCUCAACGCAAUACAAUUCAGAGUCGUUAUAAAUUUACAUUCUUCCGCUCUUUUAAUAUGAAUAUCUACUAUCAUAGUCAAUGGUUCAUAAUUUCAGUAUUUUAUUUGUCUUUAAAAAAUCAGAUGCUUGAUCAAAUUUGGAACUUUAUAUCCCGCUUGUGUUUAUAAUUAUUAUUUUUUUUUCUUCUAUUUUCUUUAUCUGUUUAAAUACAGUCUCAAGCUUUCAAAAAUUUUCUGUUUUAUUUUUCGAGAAAAUAUUAGCUAACUAUUAUGUCUUGGCAAUGUUGCUUGAGU
Molecule: messenger RNA, 2066 nt
Organism: Phymastichus coffea
Lineage: Eukaryota; Metazoa; Arthropoda; Insecta; Hymenoptera; Eulophidae
Gene: SerRS-m
Product: serine--tRNA ligase, mitochondrial
Exons: 4
Coding region: 181-1470 (429 amino acids)
Biological process (GO): mitochondrial seryl-tRNA aminoacylation
Cellular component (GO): mitochondrion
Molecular function (GO): serine-tRNA ligase activity; tRNA binding; ATP binding
Source: RefSeq, a predicted model, not a curated record